UGAGGGACGGUGGGCGCGGGGUCCGGCCGGGCGGACGCUGGGGCUCCUCGUGGGGAAACCGAAGCCGGGACCCGGAGCGGCCCGACUGGGCCCCGCUGCCGCGCGGGCCUCUCGUCGGCUCCUGCUCGUCCCGGGGGGCUGAGAGGGGCUCCGCGUGGGGGCAGGGGUCACAGUGGCCGCAGCGGGAGCCGCCGUCCGGUCUGCGGCUGCGGUGCCGGGCCCCGCGCUGACCACCGCCUCGUGUCCUUCUACUUCACCUUCACGGCGGCGCUGCGCGGAACCCUUGGAGAACUCAGAGCCCAUUGUGAAGGUCACAGCUGUGAGCUCUGUUGGCAGUAGCAGUGGUCUUUUUAUUUUAUACAUGUGGAGCACGUGUUCAGUCUCUGCCAAGGCUCAUUUCCACUGCCUGCUGGGCCCUUCGGGGCCUUCUGCCAGCCUCUCAGGAGCCACGUGGGCUGGCACUGCCCUGCUGAUGCUGGGCAUUGCUGGGCGACGCUGGGCGGUGUGCCGAAGCCUCUGACUAUGAUUCGAAUCGCAGCCUUAAAUGCCAGCUCCACGGUUGAGGAUGAUCAUGAAGGAAGCUUUAAAAGUCACAAGACCCAGACAAAGGAGGCGCAGGAAGCAGAGGCUUUUGCCUUGUACCACAAGGCCCUGGAUCUGCAGAAGCACGACCGGUUUGAGGAGUCCGCCAAGGCCUACCACGAGCUCCUGGAGGCGCGCCUGCUGCGAGAGGCAGUUUCGUCUGGUGAUGAGAAGGAGGGGUUGAAACACCCUGGGCUGAUGCUGAAGUACUCCACGUUUAAGAACCUGGCCCAGCUGGCCGCCCAGAGGGAGGACCUGGAGACAGCCAUGGAGUUCUACCUGGAGGCGGUCAUGCUGGACUCCACGGACGUCAACCUCUGGUAUAAAAUCGGACACGUGGCCCUGAGGCUCAUCCGGGUCCCCCUGGCUCGCCAUGCUUUUGAGGAAGGGCUGCGGUGCAAUCCUGACCACUGGCCCUGCUUGGACAACCUCAUCACUGUCCUGUACACCCUCAGCGAUUACACCACUUGUCUGUACUUCAUUUGCAAAGCUUUGGAGAAGGACUGCCGCUACAGCAAGGGGCUGGUUCUCAAGGAGAAGAUCUUCGAGGAGCAACCGUGUCUCCGCCAGGACUCCCUCCGGAUGUUCCUGAAAUGUGACAUGUCCAUCCACGAGGUGUCGGUGAGCGCGGCCGAGUCGCAGGCCAUCAUGGAUGAGGCCCUGGGACUUCGGAGGAGGCGGCAGGCGCUGACUGUGCACGAGAAGGAGCCGGACCUGAAGCUGGUGCAGCCCAUCCCCUUCCUCACCUGGAAGUGCCUUGGGGAGAGCCUGCUGGCCACGUACCACCACCUCACCACCUGCGAGCCCCCGCGCCCCAGCCUUGGCAAGAGGAUCGACCUUUCCGACUACCAGGACCCCGGCCAGCCCCUGGUGUCCUCUGCCGUGGUGGCACCUGUCAGCGUGAUCCAGCCGAGCCCCGUCAGCGCCAACCCCGAGGUGACCGUGGCAGAGCCCGUGCUCUCUUACGCCCCUGUGGCCACGGCCAGCUUCCUGCUGCACAGCCCCAGCCUGUUGGAGACGGGCAUCCCUGCGGGUGAUGUUUCUGGGGGAGAUAAAUCCAAGAAAGCGGUGAAGCGGAAGAAGAUUUCUGAGGAGAGCGGGGAGACGGCGAAGCGGCGGUCUGCCCGCGUCCGAAACACCAAGUGCAAAAAAGAAGAGAAGGUGGACUUCCAGGAGCUGCUGGUGAAGUUCUUGCCGUCCAGGUUAAGAAAGCUGGACCCCGAGGAGGAAGACGACCCCUUUAGUAACUACGAAGUCCCGUCAGAAGCCAAACUGGAGAACUUCCCAAGCGUUGGGCCCCACAGGCUGUCCUUCGACUCAGCCACGUUCAUGGAAUCUGAGAAGCAAGACGUGCACGCCUUCCUGCUGGGGAACCUGAGCAACGGGGGCAUCCUGGAGCUCAUGAUGCGCUACCUGAAGAGCAUGGGCCACAGGUUCCUGCUGCGCUGGCCGCCGGGCCUGGCAGAGGUCGUGCUCAGCAUCUACCACAGCUGGCGGAGGCACAGCGCCAGCCUGCCCAACCCGCUGCUCAGGGACUGCGGCAACGGGCACAUCCAGGACAUGAUGCUGAUGUCCCUCUCCUGCAUGGAGCUGCAGCUGGACCAGUGGCUGCUGACCAAGGGCCGGAGCUCUGCAGUGUCUCCUCGGAACUGCCCUGCGGGUGUGGUGAGCGGCAGGUUCGGGCCCGACUUCCCGGGAGCCCACUUCCUGGGGGACCUCCUGCAGCUGUCGUUCGCCUCGUCCCAGCGGGACCUGUUUGAGGAUGGCUGGCUGGAGUUUGUGGUCCGCGUGUACUGGUUGAAGGCGCGGUUCCUGGCGCUGCAGGGAGACAUGGAGCAGGCCCUGGAGAACUAUGACAUCUGCACGGAGAUGCUGCAGAGCUCCGCUGCCGCCCGGGCUGUGGCCGGAGCCGAGCAAAGAGAUGUCGUGAUCCGCCUGCCCAACCUCCACAAUGACUCGGUUGUCUCCCUGGAGGAGAUUGACAAGAACCUGAGGUCGCUGGAACGGUGCCAGUCACUGGAGGAGACUCAGCGGCUGUACGAGGCUGGCGACCACCGGGCCGUCGUGCGCCUGCUCCGCCCCACCUUGUGCCCCAGUGGGUUUGACCGGGCCAAACACCUGGAGUUCAUGACGUCUGUGCCUGAGAGGCCGGCCCAGCUGCUGCUGCUGCAGGACUCCUUGCUCCGGCUGGAGGACCACCGGCAGUGCUUCGAGUGCUCUGACGUGGCUCUGAAUGAGGCGGUCCAGCAGAUGGUUAAUGCCACUGAGGCUGCCGCCAAGGAGGAGUGGGUGGCCACGGUAACCCAGCUGCUGCUGGGCAUCGAGCAGGCGCUCUCAGCAGACAGCAGCGGCAGCAUCCUGAGGGACUCAUCCUCCGCCGCUGGCCUCACCCGGCUCACCAACAACCUCAUCCAGGUCAUCGACUGCAGCAUGGCCGUGCAGGAGGAGCCCAAGGAGCCCCACGUGUCCUCGGUGCUGCCCUGGAUCAUCUUGCACCGCAUCAUCCGGCAGGAAGAGGACAGCUUCCGCUCCCUGUGCCACCAGCAGCAGCUCCACAGCCCGGCAGACGAAGUGACAACCGAUCUGCCCAUGCUCCCUUCCUCCCUCAUGCUGCUCAACACGGCCCAUGAGUACCUGGGCCGGAGGGCCUGGUGUUGCAACUCCGACGGGGCCCUGCUGCGAUUCUACGUGCGCGUCCUCCAGAAGGAGCUUGCUGCAUCCACCUCUGAGGACACUCACCCAUACAAGGAGGAGCUGGAGACAGCCUUGGAGCAGUGCUUCUACUGCCUGUACAGCUACCCCAGCAAGAAGAGCAAGGCCAGGUACCUGGAGGAGCACUCGGCUCAGCAGGUGGAUCUGAUAUGGGAGGAUGCCCUGUUCAUGUUCGAGUACUUUAAGCCCAAGACCCUUCCUGAGUUUGACAGCUAUAAGACCAGCACCGUGUCCGCUGACUUGGCCAACCUCCUGAAGCGAAUUGCCACCAUCGUGCCCCGCACAGAGCGGCCAGCCCUGAGCCUGGACAAAGUCUCCACCUACAUCGAGGGCACCUCUGCAGAGGUGCCCUGCCUCCUUGAAGGGGCUGACCCCUCCCCUCCGGUGGUGAAUGAGCUCUACUACCUCCUGGCCGAUUACCAUUUCAAAAACAAGGAGCAGUCCAAGGCCAUCAAGUUCUACAUGCACGACAUCUGCGUCUGCCCCAAUAGGUUUGACUCCUGGGCGGGCAUGGCCCUGGCCCGGGCCAGCCGCAUUCAGGACAAACUGAACUCCAACGAGCUGAAGAGCGACGGUCCCAUCUGGAAGCAUGCCACACCCGUGCUGAACUGCUUCCGGCGGGCGCUGGAGAUCGACAGCUCCAACCUGUCCCUGUGGAUCGAGUUCGGCACCAUGUCCUAUGCCCUGCACUCCUUCGCCUCACGCCAGUUGAAACAGUGGAGGCCCGAGCUGCCCCCUGAGCUUGUGCAGCAGAUGGAGGAGCGGCGAGACAGCAUGCUGGAGACCGCCAGGCACUGCUUCACUUCGGCGGCGCGCUGCGAGGGUGAUGGGGAUGAGGAGGAGUGGCUCAUCCACUACAUGCUGGGCAAGGUGGCUGAGAAGCAGCAGCAGCCGCCCACCGUGUACCUGCGGCACUACCGGCAAGCCGGCCACUACCUGCACGAGGAGGCGGCCCGCUACCCCAAGAAGAUCCACUACCACAACCCCCCCGAGCUGGCCAUGGAGGCCCUGGAGGUGUACUUCCGGCUCCACGCAUCCAUCCUGAAGCUCCUGGGGAGGCCCGACUCUGGGGUCAGUGCGGAGGUACUGGUCAGCUUCAUGAAGGAGGCUGCAGAAGGGCCCUUCGCCAGGGGCGAGGAGAAGAACGCGCCCAAAGCCUCAGAAAAGGAGAAGGCCUGCCUGGUGGACGAGGACUCCCACUCUUCAGCUGGGACACUGCCGGGCCCCGGAGCCUCCCUCCCCUCCUCCUCUGGCCCAGGUCUGACAUCCCCACCUUACACAGCCACUCCGAUUGACCACGAUUACGUCAAAUGUAAAAAACCCCACCAGCAGGCGACGCCGGACGAGCGCAGCCAGGAGAGCACGGCCGUGGCGCUCUCGGACUCCAGCUCGACGCAGGACCUCUUCAGUGAGCCUGCCAGCUCCCUGGAGGGUUCCCAGAAGCCCUACACAGAGAAGAGGCCGCCCGCUCCCAGUUCCCAAGUAGGACCGCCCGGGAAAGACCUUCAGGGGGCCGCAGAGGAGAGAGGAAAAGCCGAGGAGUCCUCGGAGAGCACGGAAGGCUUCCGGGCCACAGAGCAAGGCAGCCAGAAGCCUGCUGCCGACCCCCCGGCCUCCGCUGGCACCCCUGCCAAGCCCCCAACUUCUGUGCCUGCCCCGUGGGAUGGGAGGAAGAGAGGGGACCCACUGGGGGAGCCAGCUGCCUUCCCCCAGGGGCUGCCGGCCGGCGCGGAGGAGCAGCGCCAGUUCCUCACAGAGCAGUGCAUCGCCUCGCUCCGCCUGUGCCUCAGCCGCUUCCCUCAGCACUACAAGAGCCUCUACCGCCUGGCCUUCCUCUACACCUACAGCAAGACCCACCAGAACCUCCAGUGGGCCCGUGACGUGUUGCUAGGUAGCGGUAUCCCGUGGCAACAGCUGCAGCACAUGCCGGCACAGGGGCUCUUCUGCGAGAGGAACAAGACCAAUUUCUUCAACGGCAUCUGGCGGAUCCCCGUGGACGAGAUCGACCGGCCGGGCAGCUUUGCCUGGCACAUGAACCGCUCCAUUGUGCUGCUGCUCAAGGUGCUGGCCCAGCUCCGGGACCACAGCACCCUGCUGAAGGUCUCCUCCAUGCUGCAGCGGACCCCGGACCAGGGCAAGAAGUAUCUGCGAGAUGCUGACCGCCAGGUCCUGGCUCAACGGGCCUUCAUCCUCACUGUGAAGGUGCUGGAGGACACACUGAGUGAGCUUUCGGAGGGGUCAGAACGCCCAGGGCCCAAGGCCUGUGGCUUCCCCGGAGCCAGGAUGACCACCGACGUCUCCCACAAGGCCAGUCCUGAGGAUGGCCAGGAAGCCCUCCCGCACCCCAAGAAGCCCCCUCUGGCUGAUGGCUCAGGGCCAGGGGCCGAGCCAGGGGGCAAAGCAGGCCCCCACAACCACCGGCCUGUGGCUGUAGACGCAGGAGAUGGUGCAGACCAGGGCGGGGAGCGGAAGGACAAGGAGAGCCCCCGGCCAGGCCCCACAGAGCCCAUGGACACGGGGGAGGCCGCCACCCGUGGCUCGGACUCGGAGCGGGCGCCACCCCUGCAGCCAGGCCACCCCCCAAGAGACUGGGGCCCCGAGAGCCGGCCAGCCGAGCUGUCCCUGGAGGAGCUGAGCAUCAGCGCCCGGCAGCAGCCCAGCCCGCCCACACUGGCCCCACCAGCCACCGCCGCUGCCCCAGCCACCACCCCUGGACCCAGGACAGGCAGCCACCCUGAGGAGGCACCUCCACGGCCCAGCCGCAAGAGGAAGCUCCUGGAGGACACAGAGUCUGGCAAGACCCUCCUGCUGGACGCCUACCGAGUGUGGCAGCAGGGCCAGAAGGGCGUGGCCUAUGACCUGGGCCGCAUCGAGAGGAUCAUGUCCGAGACCUACAUGCUCAUCAAGCAGGUGGACGAGGAGGCUGCGCUGGAGCAGGCCGUGAAGUUCUGUCAGGUCCACCUUGGGGCCGCCGCCCAGAGACAGGCUGCAGGGGACACACCCACCACCCCAAAGCACCCUAAGGACAGCCGAGAGAACUUCUUCCCUACAGCUGUGGCCCCUGCAGCCCCCGACCCCAUGCCGGCGGAUACCCCUCAGCGGCCCAGCGAUGGCCACACCAAGCCUCGUCCUGCUCAGGCUGCCGCCCCGGUUGUUGUCACCUGUCCUCCCUCAGCGUCAGCCUCUACCCCAGACCCGUCCAAGGAUCCCGGGCCCCCACGGCCACACAGGCCCGAGGCCACCCCCAGCAUGUCCUCUUUGGGCCCAGAGGGAGAAGAGCUGGCAGGAGGGGCGGAGGGCACCGGCUUCCUGCCCCAGGAGCCGCGGUGCAGCGAGCAGGUGAAGACGGCCCCCGAGGGCCCUCCAGCAGAGCCGCACUGCUGGCCAGCAGAGGCGGCCCCCCGGACAGGCGCCGAGCCCACGUGCAGCCAGGUUGCCAGCUCCAAGGUGCCCAGUGGUGGGAGUGCCCAGCCACCCGAGGGCCACCCGGGCAAGGCUGAGCCCGGCCGGGCCAAAUCACGCCUCCUGCCCAACAUGCCAAAGCUGGUCAUCCCCUCGGCCACCACCAAGUUCCCCCCUGAGAUCACCGUCACGCCGCCCACCCCGACCCUGCUCUCGCCCAAAGGCAGCAUCUCAGAGGAGACCAAACAGAAGCUGAAGUCAGCCAUCCUGUCUGCCCAGUCGGCUGCCAAUGUGAGGAAGGAGAGCCUGUGCCAGCCGGCCCUGGAGGUCCUGGAGACGUCGAGCCAGGAGUCCUCGCUGGAGAGUGAGACAGAUGAGGACGAUGACUACAUGGACAUCUGAGGGCCACUCCCCACGCACCACCACCACCCACACCCCCCCCCCACCCCGCCCGGCAGGGCGUCCCCACCGCAGGGCCACAGGCCACGGGAGCCCAGCAGGGCCCGCCUCCUUUUUUAUGAAGUGUUUUUCUUUGUAAACGUGACUGCCCCCAGCCAGGCGGCCGCGUCCACCCUCCGCGGGCUCUGCCUGGGUCACGGCAGCGGAGGGUCCUUUUUUGGUUGCUUUUCUAAUAAA
This is a messenger RNA of Balaenoptera musculus (blue whale), 7332 nucleotides long. RefSeq names its product calcineurin binding protein 1 (gene CABIN1). Gene Ontology annotation, biological process: chromatin organization. NCBI's taxonomy places the organism in Eukaryota, Metazoa, Chordata, Mammalia, Artiodactyla, Balaenopteridae. The coding region runs from base 523 to 7098 and encodes 2191 amino acids. The record is from RefSeq and is a predicted model, not a curated record. Gene Ontology annotation, molecular function: protein binding; nucleosome binding. Gene Ontology annotation, cellular component: nucleus. The transcript has 38 exons.